Molecule: messenger RNA, 5692 nt
Organism: Maylandia zebra (zebra mbuna)
Lineage: Eukaryota; Metazoa; Chordata; Actinopteri; Cichliformes; Cichlidae
Source: RefSeq, a predicted model, not a curated record
UCUGUGCAUUUCCUGUUUUAUUGUGAAGGUCCAUGUCUUAUGUUAGUGUGUUCUGUUCACAUUUCCCCCUGUCUCGUGUAGUCAAUUAGGAUCAGCUGUGUCUUUGCCAUUCCAUGUCUCCCCCUGUGUGUAUUUAUACUAUGUGUCCUCGUGUGCUCCUCGCCGGUUCAUCUGUGUUUUUUCCUGCAUCAUUCUGUGUCGUCUCCCUGCAUCUCCAUUUUAGGUUUCAGUUCUGUGUUGUGUUAGUUUUUUCCAGUUUAGGUUUCACCUCCUGCUGGCCUCCGUUGCCCGUUCCUAGAUGCCCCUGGUCUCAUAUCGCACUGGACUUCAUCACUGGUCUCCCACCAUCCUCAGUCUCAGAUCAACACAGCCCUGCCCUCCAGCACUAUCAGCAGCAAGAGCAGAAGCAACCCCCCAAACAGCAACAUUGUACCCCAUCAGAUCUACAUUAUGAAGAUGGGUGUAACCAACAUGUGUUAGAGCUGGCAGGCCCCAUUCACAGCAGCAACACUUGUUGUUCAGAUCAGACCAGUUUCUAUAUUAAGGAAGUGAAACUUACACAGUCACUGACACUGUUGAGAGAAAUGGCGCAGAAAGGAGUUCAGCUGGAUCGAGAAACUUUCUCUUGUUCGAUCUGUUUGGAUCUACUGAAGAAUCCGGUGACUAUUCCCUGUGGACACAGCUACUGCAUGAAGUGUAUUGAAAGCUUCUGGGAUGAAGAGGAAAAGAAGAAAAUCUACAGCUGCCCUCAGUGCAGACAGACUUUCACAGCGAGGCCUGUCCUGGUGAAAAGCACCAUGUUAGCAGUUUUAGUGGAGCAGCUGAAGAAGACUGGACUCCAAGCUGCUCCUGCUGAUCACUGCUAUGCUGGACCUGAAGAUGUGGCCUGUGAUGUCUGCACUGGAAGAAAAAUGAAAGCAUUCAAGUCCUGUCUGGUGUGUUUGGUCUCUUACUGUGAGAAACACCUUCAGCCUCAUUAUGUAGCAGCUCAGUUAAAGAAACACAAGCUAGUGGAGCCCUCCAAGAAGCUCCAGGAGAACAUCUGCUCUCGUCAUGAUGAGGUGAUGAAGAUGUUCUGCCGUACUGAUCAGCAGAGUAUCUGUUAUCUCUGCCCUGUGGAUGAACAUAAAGGCCACGACACAGUCUCAGCUGCAGCAGAAAGGACUGAGAGGCAGAGAGAGCUGGAGGUGAGUCGACAAAACAUCCAGCAGAGAAUCCAGGACAGAGAGAAAGAUGUGAAGCUGCUUCAACAGGAGGUGGAGGCCAUCAAUCAGUCUGCUGAUCAAACAGUGGAGCACAGUGAGAAGAUCUUCACUGAGCUGAUCCAUCUCAUCCAGAAAAGAAGCUCUGAUGUGAAGCAGCAGAUCAGAUCCCAGCAGGAAACUGAAGUGAGUCGAGUCAAAGAGCUUCAGGAGAAGCUGGAGCAGGAGAUCACUGAGCUGAAGAGGAAAGAUGCUGAGCUGAAGCAGCUCUCACACACAGAGGAUCACAUCCAGUUUCUACACAACUACCCCUCACUGUCAGCACUCAGUGAGUCUACAGACUCAUCCAGCAUCAAUAUCUGUCCUCUGAGCUACUUUGAGGAUGUGACAGCAGCUGUGUCAGAGGUCAGAGAUAAACUACAGGACAUUCUGAGAGAGGAACGGACAAACAUCUCACUGACAGUCACUGAAGUGGAUGUUUCACUGUCACAACCAGAGCCAAAGACCAGAGCUGGAUUCUUAAAAUAUUCAUGUGAAAUCACACUGGAUCCAAACACAGCGUACAAAAAGCUGUUAUUAUCAGAGGGGAACAGAAAAGCAACAUUUAUGGAACAACAACAGUCUUAUUCUGAUCAUCCAGACAGAUUCACUAGAUGGUCUCAGGUCCUGAGUAGAGAGAGUCUGACUGAACGUUGUUACUGGGAGGUGGAGUGGAGAGGAAAAGUUGAUGUAGCAGUCGCAUACAAGAAUAUCAGCAGAGAAGGAGAGGGUUAUGAAUGUUUAUUUGGAUGUAAUGACAAAUCUUGGUCAUUAAAUUGUAACAACAACAGUUUUACAUUUUGGUACAACAACAUUGAAACUCCUGUCUCAGGUCCUCGUUCCUCCAGAGUAGGAGUGUACCUGGAUCACAGAGCAGGUAUUUUGUCCUUCUACAGCGUCUCUGAAACCAUGACUCUCCUCCACAGAGUCCAGACCACAUUCACUCAGCCGCUCUAUGCUGGACUGUUGGUUGGAGCCACUGCUGAGUUGAUUAAAGUGAAAUAGACUGAAGUCUUUCAUAUUGUUGUAAGUUUAAAUCUGUAUUUUAGUUCCCUUUUAGUUUCUCUCCAUCAUUAUUGUGGUAUUUAUGUGCUGCACAUAAAUCAGAUGUCAGUCAAACAUUAUGGGCAGUACCUCGACAUCUUCAACAUGUUGUCUUGAUGUUUUUACGUUUUAUAGGUGGAGCUCUUUCCUGUGUCUGUUCAGCCAUGGAGACUAUCAAUGCUUAUGGAUAUUUUUAUUUGAAAAAUUUCUCCACAUGACAACAUAAACUUCUCUAUCUUCUAAAUGUUUACUGAAUAUUUUUCUUAGGUAUUUGUAUGUUGUUGUUUCUCUUCACUGAUCUUAACAGAGAAGUCUACAGACCUUCCUUUAUCACACAGAUUUUAUUCUCAUUUGUACAUUUAUAAAGAAAACAAUUAAUUACAGAGCAAUAAGAAAUUUUAAGAAAGUGCACUAUAUCAUAAUUUAUAGUAAAGUGUAUUAAAGCAUCGUUAGUUAGUCACUUAUUUAGUUUGGAGCUGUAUCAUCUGACACUGUAGAAACAUUUCCUCCAGCUUCAGCACAGAAUGUUAAAAACAGAACUAUUAAUGAGAACAAACAGUAGGAACACAGUAUCAGCAAACAUCAUGGCUUAAAAUGGAGAGUAAAAAUCUAAAAAGAAAUAAACAAAUUAGUAAAAAGGAUUUCCUGUUGACAUGUUAUUGGUCCUAUCUUGUCUGCAGCACCUCCAGGAUGCUUCUUAUAUGUUUCUGGUUAUUUUUGCACCAAUUUUAGUUUUUGUCAGUAGGAAGUUCAAGUUCAACUCAGUGUGUUUGUUUGUUUUUUUCAAACUGAUGCCUGACCUUGAACACCAAACAUCUGUCAAUAAAGCAAUGAUAUAAAAUGCUUAUAUUAGUACUGAAAAACUGCAUAUCCACUUUACAAAUAUAAAUAAUGAUAUAAAUCCACAGCUGAACUGGAGGAGCAGCUGAUCUAGUUCACUCAUGUGUUUCUGGACUAAGAGUUGGAGCAAAUACCUUAUGAUUCAGUGAUGUUUGUUUUUGUUCAAUAUUUUGUAGAUCCAAGAGUGAGUUUGACUCAUGAUGAUGAUGUUCCGAAUUAAACAAAGUUGGUCACAAAUUCUUCAAAGCUGUUUAUUAAGAAUAUAUUCACUUGGACUCAUGAGACAGGCUUGUGAUCCAAGGGAGCCAUCAACUGGACAAUUACUGACAUGACAACAAAAAAGCUAAGUACAGAGGGGGGAACAGAGGUGAAAAUACUUGCUUUAAAGGAUUGUAAUGUUUCCUUUUAAAAUAAGUCUCUAAGGUCAGACAAAGGGACAGAAACUCAUAGCUUUCUACCAGCCCAAUGACAAAACUAUAAGUUGUUUUUUAACAUCUACUUUUUCAUCUAUUUGGCAGUCACAGUGAAAAGUAUAAACAUUGGCACGCUUUGUCUUGUGAUUCUGCUGUUCGUAAAAAAUGACCAUGCGCAAAGUACCAGACUUUAAGGCUUUGACUUGAUGCCAAUGGCCUGAGGAGGACAGUAUUACCCUUGGACAUGUGUAGUCUGCCGUCUACUCAAUAGAAGAAGAAGAAGCGCGGAAAUGGCACAACUGUCUUCAGUUUCUGGGAGAGUUUAACAAUGAGAGACUGAUGAUGCAGAAGAAAUCUCCGUGGUUAAAAACAUUAAAAACAGUCGUCCAGGAUGAUGAGAUCCGCCACUGGCUCAGACUGCUGUAUAUCAGCCGGAGACCCGAGAUGAAGUCACGCAGCAGUCCCACAUCAACAUGAAGUGUAAGGAGGAGGAAGAUCUGGCUGGCCAGCAGGUCUGGAAGCAGGAGAGGAACUUCAAUCUGGACCAGGAGGACACAGAUCCCCCACAGAUCAAAGAGGAACAGGAGGAACUCUGCAUCAGUCAAGAGGGAGAACAGCUUGUAGUGAAACACGAGGAUGAAGGCAUCGUCGUCUGGAGCGGGGAAGAGCGGCUCAGACAGCUGCAUAACAUCUGGAAACCUGAGAAAGAUUUACAGACCAGCGGUAAAACUACCUCCACCAGCAAACUGCCUGUAAGGAGGAGGAGUUUGUCGCCAAUCAGCAGGAGAGGAACUCAAGUCUGGACCAGGAGGACCCAGAUCCUCCACAGAUUAAAGAGGAACAGGAGGAACUCUGCACCAGUCAGGAGCUGGAGGAGAUUGUACUGAAGCAGGAGAUCAAUAGUUUUAUGGUGACUUCUAGUUUUGAGGAAAGUGACCUCAGUGAAUCAGAACCAAACGAUGACCAGCUCCUUGCUCUUAACUUUCCUGAACCAGAGCUUGAGGAACAGGAAGAAAACCAGCAUGUGGACUCGGGAUCAACUAGAAAUGCGGAGCUGAAGAAAAGGAGACGUCACAAAAACCGAACAGAUAAGUCUCGGAGUGAAACUGAUACAAGUAAAAAAUCUGUAAGCUGUGACACUUGUGGAAAAACUUUUCAGUGUAAAUCCAACCUGACGAGACACAUGAGAGUUCACACAAGUGAGAAGCCACAUUCUUGUAGCACCUGUGGGAAAAGAUUCAUUUGGAAAUCAGGAUUGGAAACUCACGUAAGGAUCCACACAGGCGAGAAGCCGUAUUUCUGUAGCACAUGUGGGAAAAGAUUUGGUAAGAAAUCAGGACUAGAAACUCAUUUGAGAAUCCACACCGGUGAGAAAGCGUAUUCUUGCAACGUCUGUAGGAAAGAGUUUAGAGACUUGUCGACUAUGAAAAGUCACAGAAGGAUCCACACAGGUGAGAAACCAUAUAUUUGUAGCUCCUGUGGGGAAAGAUUCAGUUGGAAAUCAGGACUGAAUUUUCAUCUAAGGAUCCACCUGAGUGACAAACCAAAUCACUGCAGCACCCGAGGUAGAAAAUGACCUCAUGCUCCAAGUCACGGUACAUUUCCUGUCCACAGCAGUGAAGGGCACUCUAUGUUGUUUGUUCCAGCCCUGACUUUAUGUUUCUCUAAGUUUGAUAUUUUUUUUAUUGGUCUUUAAAGGUGACACAAAUAUUUAUUGAACAUGGAUGCUCUUUUAAUAUUUACCACAGAAACUUGUAUUUCUUCUUCAGUAUAGAAGAAAACAAACAUGAAAAUGAGUUUUUCAUCACUUGUUCCUUGUAACAACCAUGAUGUGAUUCCUUUUUAUCAGCCAAUAAAUAAGUUUUGAUACACAGGACUAAAGAUUUAAAAAAGUUCAAGACAAGUAUACAAUUUUUAUUUAAAUAUGUUUUCUUUGUGAUUUAUGUUAAUGAAGGUUAUACUUCAGCAUGGCUUUGACCUGGUUGUCCUGGUUCUUCUUAGCAACAUGUUGCAAGAUUUGAUUAAAAAUGUUUGUGACUAAUUUUGUGUAUUGUGUAAUCCCUGCUAAAUAAAAGCAGUUAAAUGUGCUAUAUUGGCUCAUGAUAAGUGUUUAUAUCAUUUUGCCUAAAUGCAAGUAAACUCAAUGUUUGCCAA